GGUCACCACAGGCAGUCCAGAAUUAUCCAAGAUGGCGACGAGUUUUAAGAAAAAAUCGAGCAGAGGACGCGUGUUGCAAAUCCCGGGCACAAGACCGUCCAUACACAAUAACCAGCUGUUAGUGUCAACGGGGAUUCCAUCUUUAGAUAGUGUCAUAGGUGGUGGUAUUGCAGUAGGGACAGUCUUGUUAGUAGAAGAAGACAUUUAUGGUUCAUAUGCUAGACAGCUGCUAAAGUAUUUCCUGGCCGAGGGCGUUGUAUCUGGCCAUUCUCUUUUCUUGGCAUCAGCGGAGUUGGAACCUUCUGCCAUACUCAAGGACCUUCCCUAUCCUAUGAAUGAAGAGAAUGAUUCGGAACCUGGACUAUCAACACCUGGCAGACAAGAGGAGUCCAUGAAGAUUGCAUGGAGAUAUCAGCAAUUGCCAAAAGUACAGUCAUCUUUGGCAUAUUCUAAUUUUAGUCAUUACUUUGACCUCACAAGAGUAAUGGAAGAGCCAAGAGUACACAGGCUACCCAUCACUACUUUUGAUGCUACAAGUGAAUGGAGUGAAGGCAUUCAGUGUGGAAGGUCAAUGGAUAGAAGUCCUCUUUAUGAGAAACUCAUCUCCUCCUUAAAACAGACAAUCUGCCAAGGUGGUUACUCAACAACACACAAGCAACAGCAACAGAAAUCCAUCCUAAGACUUGCCUUACAUGGACUUGGCUCUCAGCUAUGGGGCGAGGCUUGCUCUGCCACAGACUUCACCACAGGGCUACCAAGAUUUCUUUAUUGUUUAAGAGCUCAGCUGCGAUCGUCAUUAGCUGUAUGCAUGGUAACCAUGCCAACACAUAUAUUCCAGGAUUCUGGAUUUACAAAGAGAAUAGAGCAUCUUGCUGAUACUGUUGUGUCCCUGGAAUCAUUUGCAGGAUCUAGUAAAGAAACCAACCCUGUGUACAAAAACUACCAUGGGUUAUUUCACAUUAUUCGACUCCCUCGUCUGAAUUCACUGAUGAGCCAUAUGCCAUCAACCCUAGACCUGGCCUUCAAGCUUAGGAGAAAGAAACUCACAAUAGAGAUGCUCCAUUUGCCACCAGACCUGUCAAUCAAUGCAAAUAGAGAGCAAGAAGACCCAGUCUCCCAGUCAGGCUCGUGUCAGGCCGGUACGGGAAACAGUAGACUGGACUUUUAAGGUGAUGCGCCAUCUCAUGCAGUGUGCAAAAGAAUCAAAGAAUGAUCUAAUAGAUGCAGUGCCCGUGAAUGGAGGAAAAUAUAUAACAUCCAUCUCACCUUUUGCAUUAUUAAUCAUUUGACAUUCAGUCGGAGAAUGUCUCUUUAGAUUACUCUGAUGACAGCUGACUUUUGUGACGGGAGAACAUGUCGCUAUGCAUAGAGAACUGUAUUUAAACAUAUGAAUGUACUAUCACAUAAAGCAAUGGGUAGCAAUCUGGAAGAACUCUUAAAAAGACAUUAUCCCGAUGACGAAGAAUUCAAAACGAUCUCGGAAAAAAUGAAAAAAGAAGUCGCCAUUUCUGAGACGUCUCGAAGGCCAAGUGACGCGACACAUUUUAUUCAUAGUCUUGAUUACAUCGACGAAACACCGGAAGAAAAACUAGAAAGACGAAGAAUAGAGAUCAUGACAAGAGACAUUCGAAUUCUCUCUACAAGUUCUUACAGGAACAUCGUGUUUGCUGCUAAGUACGCAAAUACAAGAAACAAGGGGUUGAGCAAGAGCUUGGAAGCAUGCACGAGAGUUUGGUCUCGUGAACACCGAAGGCAAGUCAAGUUUAUUGAGAUUUACGAGAAAGUUCUGUAUAAAGAUUUAGCUGAGAUUCAACGGAAAGGAUCUAAAGUUCCUAGAAGAUUACAAAAAGAGUUUGGAGUAAUUGAGACGGUCCGUGAAAAGAGUGAAGAUGGCCGAGGUAGAGAUAAAGGAAGGCAAAUGAGGACUAGGUUGCCUUCAAUCGAUUCCUCCAGGAGCAUGGGUCGGAGCUCUGAUGAAGAUCACGAGGACUUGUCUUCAGAACCGUCAAGUUCUAUUGAGAACUCUAGAAAAGAAGUCUAUAAACUUCCGCUUAUAACUUAACGACUCAAAAUAUUCUCAAUAUUGUAUUUUUUGCCUUAUAGAGAACUCUGCACAAAUUUGCUUUUCGUAUAGGAAAUCAUGCGAGUUCAAUUUGGAAUUAAUUUCCACGAGUGGGUUUUUACAAAAGUAUCAAAAUUUGCAAUUUGAGCUUUUUGAAGAAACCCCACGAGUGUAAAUUAAUUCCAAAUUGAACGAGAAAAGUCGUAUAAUUUCCUUUUAAUACUAUACACGAAAAAAAUGCAAGGCAGAACAAACAGGAAAAGACGCGCGAGAGCCAUGUUUUCUGGGCUGAAGAACCGGAGAUGUGCUGUUCUGCAUGUUGAACGUGGGGAAACGAUUUCUCGAGUAAAUUGUUAAGUGCUUCAGGGUCGUAGGCUUCAAAUUCCUCGGAUAUUUCCUUUUCUUGGCACCAUUUUCGCAAGACAUUUAUCCAAAAUGUUAUGCUUAGUGCUGUGUUUUUAGUUUUCGAGGAGUUUUUCAAUUCCUCGAUAGUUUUUUUUUUUUUUUUUUUCAUGUAUAUUAUUAGUCAAAGAAUAUUGUAACGAAUACGAAAAGAGCCGACUUAACACUUCCCCCCCCCCCCCCUUACCCCGGGAAUGGGGUGGGUAUAAAACUCUACUUAUUGCUAUCUCUUAGGGGGUCCUACGCUAAUGAUGUCCCGACACGCUCGAGGCUUUUUACAACAAACCACAAGUCAACUGAGUACUUUUAAGAAAAAAACUUUUUUUGUUUUUUUUUAAUUGUUAACUAACAUUGGUGCUCUUCGGAUUAAAAAUCUUUAGGGAUAAGAA
Molecule: messenger RNA, 2853 nt
Organism: Nematostella vectensis (starlet sea anemone)
Lineage: Eukaryota; Metazoa; Cnidaria; Anthozoa; Actiniaria; Edwardsiidae
Product: elongator complex protein 4
Exons: 10
Coding region: 32-1168 (378 amino acids)
Biological process (GO): tRNA wobble uridine modification
Cellular component (GO): transcription elongation factor complex; elongator holoenzyme complex; cytoplasm
Source: RefSeq, a predicted model, not a curated record